CACUCACCCAUCAAACUAGAGGUAGAUGCUAAGCCCGUCUAUUUUAUUGGCCCUGCAACGAGGGACAAUCCUUUAUCUCAAAUUCGAACCAAGCUGUUUGGAAAUGUGUACUUCAAUGAUCCGAAAAUCCAAUGGAGCCGUAUCACAUUGCAUUUUUUAGGCAAGGCAGGCUUGAAUAUUGAUGCACCAAAUCAUUCUUUACCCAGAGAGAUCAUUCAGCAGCAUGAAUUUGAUUUACAAGAGUCCAAACUCUACUCGAGUAGCACAACCCAUCUUCAGACCACGAUUACUUUAUGCGACGUUGAGAAAGAGCUUAUUUUUACGAAUGAAAAAGUGAUAGACUUUGGACUUCAUCUACCUUCUUUUUUACCACCUUCUAUUAAAACAAAGCACGCUUUUGUUGAAUAUACCCUCACAGUCACAUGCACUGCUGCAUCUACAACUGCAAACUUCAUGAUGAGUAAGAAGCAUAGGAAAACAAUCGUAACUAAAAUAAGGCCUGUGACAAUCCGUCGACAUUAUUUACCAAGUCCAAGCUCUAUGAUUGCCAGUACCAGAUUUCAUGGCGUACGCGAAUGGUUUGAGUGGACAGCUGAAGUACCCAAAGCAGCACCAGUAGAAUCCGGUGAAGCCGUGAUAGCAUUUCGAUGGAGUGUAGAGAAAGAGUUAGUUGAAGUGGAUCGCAUUGAAUCACGGUUGGAAGAGCUAGAGACUUACCGAUUCAGCACAAAAUCAGGUAUUGCACACAGCUUACCGGCCAUAGUGACUCAGUACCCUUCUUCUUUAUACUACCCACCUACAUUUUCGAAUGGCUCAGAGACGCAUUUUGUUCGCACGCCCAUUCAUGGCAAGUCUAUUCGUACGCAUCAUUUUGAUCCUUUUUUGGAGAUAACCCAUCGCCUUAAGCUUAUAGUACAUUUCAAAGCACCGCAUAUCAGAGCAACGCCAUUGGAAUUGACGUUUCCUAUGGUGAUUACGGAUUUCCCAACUCAUUCAACUUUGGACUCUUCUGUCAAUAGAACCAGCCCUCUACCAUCACCCAUUUCGCCCUCUACAUUAGCCAUAUCUUGCUCUUCUUCCUCUACAGCUACUGAUCCCAUUAGGAAUGAUCAUACUACUACGAUAAUACAACCAGGCGGUGACGAGCUGUCUUGUGUGGAUUUAGAGUUACCUGAAUACAUACCGAGAUAUGAAGAU
Molecule: messenger RNA, 1197 nt
Organism: Mycotypha africana
Lineage: Eukaryota; Fungi; Mucoromycota; Mucoromycetes; Mucorales; Mycotyphaceae
Exons: 1
Source: RefSeq, a predicted model, not a curated record